Vitrella brassicaformis is the source of this 2410-nucleotide messenger RNA. NCBI's taxonomy places the organism in Eukaryota, Vitrellaceae. The record is from the annotation of a GenBank genome assembly.
GGAAGUGACCGCGGCAGCAGGACAACAUCACGAUUCUCCCAGGCAGGCCACCCCUUUUGCAAUGCCAAUUAAGACCACUGCCAUCUUCAUGGGGCUCGGUCAAGUCGGGCUCGGAGGUUGUGGCCGAAGGCAGGGACGGAGAUAAGGUGACCAAGGGCGCUGCAGCAGUGGCAGGAUGGCGACGCUGGCGUUCCGGAUGGCGUGUCCCUGCCUGGCGGCGGUGGGCGAUGCAGUGGGCAGUGUGGGGUGCCUCAUCGCCGCUGCAGCUGUGUUCGCCCUCCUCUGGACACUCAUUGCCAACAUGCCGCACCCGUCGGAGUGCAGAUGCAUCGGUCGGCCGGCGAGGACAGUCAGUAGUGAGACAAUCGAUGAGACGGCUGACCUGAUGGCAGGGCGGGACGGUGUGUGUGUGUUGUUGGCAGGCGAUUUGUACAUCAAGGCUGGGUGGCACAAGCACUACCCCUUCAACAUGGUGGUGGAGGUGCACCAUGGCGAGCAGUACCCCACCAAGGGGUCGCACUUCCUUCUCUUCAGAUGUGGCAGAAACAGCGAGAGGACCACGGGUGCGGAAGGACUUCUGUGCGCGUGUGUGAGAGUAUUUUGAUGUGCACAGGAGGCUGCUGCUUGCGUGUGUGUUUCUUCUUCUGCUGCAGCUGACCCCAAGUGCCAGUGGCAUCAGCGGCUCAAGUUCCACGUCAGACAGUGCGAUAAGAAGUUGAAGAUAUUCUUCAUGACUGCCGUGCGUCGCACACCCACAUACCCACACCAGCCGUGGAUUUGAUGACCGCGUGCACCCAUGUCUCUCUCUUUCUGUUGUGUUUCCUUCCUUAGGGCACGAUCAAGAACACGGAGGUGCCCAGCCUCGAGCUCGACAUCGACGAUGACCUCUGCGAACAAAACUUCCCCAAACAAAGAGCGUACGAGGGGAGCAAGAAGGACAGACAGCACACACAGGCCAAGGCACAGCCCCUUGGUGCUCUGAAUGUGCGUGUCGCUUAGAUACCAGUUCAAGGGCAAGGACAACCGGAAUGCCGGCAAGGCCAAACUCAGCUUCAUCAAAAGUACACACACGGAGGGAGGAAUACACCGAAUGACUGACGUAUGUCUCGCUGGUGCAGUUGAGGGCGAGAUUCCCUCCGAGGCGACACCGCUGAUGCAACAGGCCAUGCUCAGGGCACAGAUUGACGGUCGGUACCUGCCUCACACACACACACACACACACGCACCCACAGACACAGGUGCACACCACACCCACAAGCGCAGACAGACGUCCUGGUGCCUCUGCUCUGCUCUGCCCUGCCUCAGCUGGCGAGUCCGAUGAACCCCUCAAUCUGGUGAGCACAGCAGCCAGACAGCGACAGACAGCGACAGACACACCGACAGACACAUAUGCGAUGCAUCAAUCCAUCCAUCCAUCAGGAUUUGGAGAAGAUGACCGAGACGGACAAGCUGCGGCUGUGCGCCAGGUGCAUCACCGGACCCCUCGAGAAAAUGGCCGCAUUCGGAUGUAAUGUAAUAUAUGCGGUGUAAUCACCAGCCAGCCACACGCCCUCACGGCAGCAAGGUGGCUGUCUGUCUGUGUGCGUGUGUCUCUUCCCGUCUGCCCCUGUCCUGCUUGUCAGCAUGGCGGCCCGUAUUCGUCAAAGCCCAGGAGGCCAAAGCGGGUACGUCAGUCAGUCGGCACCCACAGACAGAAAUUUUCCGUGUGUGCAAGUUAAGUGCGUCUGUUGUGUUGUGUUGUGUGCCCGUCCCGUAUGGGGACAGCCAAGUGGGAGUUGGCGUAUUGGGACAGCCAAGAGAGCUGCCGGCAGGGCCAGGAGAAGCUGGGGUCCAUCCCAUUCAUUGCCGUCAGCAAGGUGGUCGUCGACCCAUCAGACAGACACUCAUUCUUCAUUCAAUACCACGAAAAAAGCGGUGAGUGCGGUGCGCCGAUGGCAUGGCACGCUGCAUCGUCUCAACGAGACACAGAGCAGAGCGGCCAUGCCAUGCCCCACCACGAGUGUGUGUGUCUGUCUGUCUGUCUGCAGGCAACCAGGUAGUGGUCCGUGAUUGGUGUCUGAAGCGAGUCGACAGAGACAGGGACCUCUGGGUCGACGGACUCUAUGAGUUCAUAGACACCGUAAGUUAGUUGAAUAACCACACCAGACAGACAGACAGACACACGCAGACUGACUGAACUGACUGACAACCGCCGACAUGACAGCAUUUCAUUCAUUUAUGUGUCAAUCAGUACCGCAAUGUUCGCGACAAGCUCAAGGAAGAGAAGAAGGAGGAGAAGGCGCAGAAGAAGCUGCAGAAGAAGGCCAAGAAAAAGAAAAAGGGCUCUGCUGCCGCCGCCGCGGCGAGUGCCGCAGAUGAGUCUGCCCCUGGGGAGACGGAGGGGCCUGCUACAGAGGGAUUGCUGGAUUGA